Molecule: messenger RNA, 2253 nt
Organism: Penicillium subrubescens
Lineage: Eukaryota; Fungi; Ascomycota; Eurotiomycetes; Eurotiales; Aspergillaceae
Product: guanine nucleotide exchange factor SEC2
Exons: 3
Coding region: 1-2253 (750 amino acids)
Biological process (GO): exocytosis
Cellular component (GO): Golgi to plasma membrane transport vesicle; cell tip
Molecular function (GO): guanyl-nucleotide exchange factor activity
Source: RefSeq, a predicted model, not a curated record
AUGGCCGAUUUAAUUGCGUUUCAGACAUACCAUCAUAGUAAAUUGCUUCCGCCGUCCUCGACCAUGAUUCCGCGCCACGCCCAUAAGCGGUCUCUGUCCUCCGAGCAUCGGGGUCUUUCCCCCGAUAGGACCGUGACCAAAGCCAAGUCUACCACCAAUCUCUCCGACGCAGCGACGCAGCAGCACUCCAAGUUCGAGGAAACCAAUUUCAAUACCUUGCAGGACCCGCGAUUGGUCAUUCCCUCGGAAGGUUCAUCUUCAUCAUCCUCAUCGCAUCACCCCGAUCUGAGCAAUGAAGUAGCCGCCUUGAGUGUGAAGCUGAUACAGGCAAUCAACAACCAGACUACGUUGGAUGAUAAUUUGGCUGCCACGCGACAAGAGCUAGAGGCGGCACUGGGAAAAAUCCAGGCUUUGGAGUUUCAGAAUGAGAAAUACCGACGGGACAUUGCCGAGAAGGUCUACGUUAAGAAAGCUGAUGCCGAUAUCGAGCUUAUGCGGCUAAGAGGUCUUCUUGCAGAGGAGUGUGCCCGGCGUUCGACAGCGGAAAAGGCGAAGAAGACGAUUGAACAGGAGCUGGAGACUCUCACUGCCGAUCUCUUCCAAGAAGCGAACAAGAUGGUUGCCGCAGCCAAGAUUGAGCGCGAAGCAGUCGAGAAGAAGAACGAGCAAUUGCGCUCACAGAUCAAAGACACUGAAUCGCUUCUCGCCUCGCAUCAGGAUCAAUUAGCGGAGCUCAAGUCGGUCAUUCAAGGCAUGCACCUCGCCAAAGACGACUUGGAUAUCCGCACAAAUGUCUCCACCGCGCCCCCAUCUCCGGCCGGCCCGCCACAAUUGCCAGGGUCUUCUAAGCAAGAAAUUGAGUUUGAGAAUGCUGCACCCGCUUGUAACCCGGAAGAGUUGAUACCUGGACCCACUUGCAACUUCCCUGAGAUGAUUCGUUUGGUGUGCAGGACCGAUCUGCAGGCCUACGAAGAUUUCCGGGAGUUGAUGACGCUUCCUCGGAGCUCGAAGCCGCCAAGUCGCGCGGGCAGCGGAUCCUAUGCAGGCCUUAAUGUCAUGAGUCUGGCAAACUUUGCGACUGGCGGAUCCGCCUCGACCACUUCCUCGCCUACCAAGGGGAUGACAAAUUCCCCGAAUGGAAGCCUUUCCUCACAGACUGGCUCGCAUAUCCCUCUGAAGGAGACACGUUUCUACAAGCGGGUGCUCAUGGAGGAUAUUGAGCCGACCCUGCGACUCGACCUUGCUCCCGGCAUUUCAUGGCUUACCCGACGUACCGUUUUGAGCGGUAUUUGCGAAGGCACGCUUGUUGUGGAGCCUAUCCCCCCCGCGAACAAGAAAUUCGAAUUCCCUUGCUCUGUCUGUGGUGAACGCAGACUCAACCCGGAGAACGAGCGCACUCACCGUUUCCGAACCUCAGACAGCGAGACAGCCCAGCGAUACUCUCUGUGCAUCCCAUGUCUGGAACGAGUUCGCUCAUGCUGUGAGUUUACGGGCUAUCUUCGCCUGAUCCUUGACGGUCAUCUUCGCGCAGGUGAUGCCGAUGAGGAGAAGGAGAUAUGGGAGGAAACAGUCCGUUUACGAGAGCGCAUGUUCUGGUCUCGCAUCGCGGGUGGUAUUGUUCCACUGGUUACCGCGCCUGUUGAGUCUCAAACAGAGCCGGAAACCUCAGAGCCCAGCAUCAACGUCUCCGGACCAAAUGAGAACGACCACUACCUCCACCCGGAGGACAACGCCGUAGUGGAGUUGAACCCCGUGGAUGUGUCUCCAAGGUCGGAGAUCCCUCAUAUCGCCCAACCUAUUCCUCCUGAAACUCCCUUUCGGGACCAUGAUGUGGUCAAGCCCAUGACACCUGAACUCCCGCACCUCGAUCGGGAGGGCAUUGAUGACUCUGCCGAUGAAGCGUUGCAAAGGCGCGGCUCUGUUGACUCUGAUAUUAGUAUAUAUGAAGAGGCCAAUGCGGAGGUCGCUGAUGGCAGUGAGGAAGCUGCCAAGGACCAGCUACUGGCUACCGAUGAACAAGAAGACACCGAGGCUAGCUCUGAAACCGCGACUCCUGUCGUCCACCCGCACACGCCUACUCAUGAGCAAGAAGAACCCGAAGCCAAGGUUGACAUCCUUGAACCGGUCGUGCAGGCACCGACGCCCACUCAUGAAGACCGGAGCACCAAAGCCAAGGUCGACACCGUGCAGGACGCCACCGCAAAGGCUGUGUCUACCGAAAAGGCUGAAGCCAACGGCCAAAGCAGCUCGUAA